Argentina anserina (silverweed cinquefoil) is the source of this 2220-nucleotide messenger RNA. Its product is annotated as transmembrane 9 superfamily member 8. The coding region runs from base 76 to 2001 and encodes 641 amino acids. Gene Ontology annotation, cellular component: membrane. Gene Ontology annotation, biological process: protein localization to membrane. The transcript is spliced from 7 exons. The record is from RefSeq and is a predicted model, not a curated record. NCBI's taxonomy places the organism in Eukaryota, Viridiplantae, Streptophyta, Magnoliopsida, Rosales, Rosaceae.
CGAAGCGACCCACAAAUACCAAACCAAUCUCCAGAUCUAGGCCUUCCUUCUCUAUUCUCUUCUCUUCUCUCGGCCAUGGAGUCUCAUCCACGCCGAUCACUCCUCCUCUCCAUCUCUGCCGUCUUUCUACUGCUCAUCCAUGGCGCCAAUUCCUUCUACCUCCCUGGCGUCGCUCCCGAGGACUUCACCAAGGGUGAUGAUCUCAAAGUGAAAGUGAACAAAUUGUCAUCCACAAAGACUCAGCUUCCUUACUCAUAUUACUCUCUCCCUUACUGUAAGCCCGAUAAAAUUCUCGACAGUGCAGAGAAUCUUGGUGAAGUGCUUCGUGGUGAUCGCAUUGAGAACUCACCCUAUGUGUUUAAAAUGCGGGAGCCGCAGAUGUGCAAUAUUGUCUGUCGAUUUACACCUGAUGCUAAAACUGUAAAGCAGUUUAAAGAGAAGAUAGAUGAUGAGUAUCGGGUGAACAUGAUCCUUGAUAAUCUGCCUCUAGUUGUUCCCAUUCAAAGGCCUGAUCAGGAAUCUCCUACCGUUUAUCAGCUUGGCUUUCACAUCGGGCUUAAAGGCCAUUAUGCUGGGAGCAAGGAAGAAAAAUAUUUUAUCCACAACCACUUGGCAUUUACUGUCAAGUUUCACAGAGAUUUGCAAACUGAAACUGCAAGAAUUGUGGGAUUUGAGGUGAAGCCAUUCAGUGUUAAACAUGAAUAUGAAGGGAAGUGGAAUGACGCGAAGACCCGUCUAACUACUUGUGACCCUCAUUCCAAACACACGGUUGUUAAUUCAAACUCUCCUCAAGAAGUUGCUGAGAAACAAGAAAUCAUAUUCACUUAUGAUGUUGAUUUCCAGGAGAGUGACGUAAAGUGGGCUUCUAGAUGGGAUGCUUAUCUGUUAAUGAGUGAUGACCAAAUUCACUGGUUUUCAAUUGUCAACUCAUUGAUGAUUGUCCUCUUUCUUUCGGGGAUGGUAGCUAUGAUAAUGUUAAGAACACUCUACCGUGACAUCUCCAAGUAUAAUGAACUUGAGACCCAGGAAGAAGCACAGGAAGAGACCGGAUGGAAGCUUGUGCAUGGAGAUGUUUUCAGGGCUCCAAGUAAUUCAGAUUUGCUCUGUGUAUAUGUGGGAACUGGGGUUCAAUUCUUUGGGAUGAUACUUGUGACAAUGAUCUUUGCUGUCCUUGGUUUUCUCUCCCCUUCUAACCGAGGUGGUCUUAUGACGGCAAUGCUUUUGCUUUAUGUCUUCAUGGGCCUUUUUGCUGGUUAUGCGUCUGCUCGCUUAUACAAAAUGUUUAAAGGAACAGAAUGGAAGAAAAUCGCUUUCAGGACUGCAGUAUUGUUCCCAGCAGCCGUGUCUGCCAUUUUCAUAGUUCUAAACACACUGGUUUGGGGUCAGAAAUCAUCUGGAGCUGUGCCAUUUGGUACGAUGUUUGCCCUGGUCUUCCUGUGGUUUGGGAUCUCAGUCCCACUUGUAUUUGUUGGGGCCUAUGUUGGGUUCAAGAAGCCAGCACUUGAAGACCCUGUUAAGACAAACAAGAUCCCAAGGCAGAUCCCAGAACAGGCUUGGUACAUGAACCCAGUGUUCUCGAUUCUUAUCGGAGGAAUCCUCCCAUUUGGAGCAGUUUUCAUUGAACUGUUCUUCAUUUUGACUUCAAUAUGGCUGAACCAGUUCUACUACAUCUUUGGUUUCCUCUUCUUGGUCUUCGCCAUCCUCAUUGUCACUUGUGCUGAGAUAACCAUUGUGCUUUGCUACUUCCAGUUGUGCAGUGAGGAUUACUUGUGGUGGUGGAGAUCAUACCUGACAUCAGGUUCAUCAGCCCUGUACCUCUUCCUUUAUGCUACGUUCUACUUCUUCACAAAGCUUGAAAUCUCAAAGUUGGUCUCUGCGAUGUUAUACUUUGGUUACAUGCUUAUUGCUUCUUAUGCAUUCUUUGUGGUGACUGGUACGAUUGGGUUCUAUGCGUGCUUUUGGUUCACGAGACUCAUCUACUCGUCUGUGAAAAUUGACUGAACAAAUGCACUUGGGGCUUUUUGUUGAAGCCCGUGUCCCUGGAAGGUGCAACACAUAUGUUACUAGUGUAAGAUUUUGAAAUUAACUUUGGAUUGUGCUUCCAAAUGUAUCCUAUUAUUGCUCAAUUUUGAACUCGACAAAGCCGUCAAAGGCCAUACUUCUGUUUAGAGUAUAUUUUAAUGUUGUUUAUUUGUCAAGAAUUCAUGUCAGUUGUUAGUA